GCCUCGCCAUAAUUGUUGUGAUUAACCUCCGUCGUCCUUCUCUCUGCUCUGCUCUCUCCUCCACCUCUUCCUCGUAUUGAAGCAUCGAUUACCGAGCGAUGAUGCCGCCACCCACGUGACCAUACUUCGCCAAUCCGCAACCAUCACCGUCCCCAUCUCCUCUUCCUUCUCGGAUCAAUCAUUUGCGACACUUGAAGCAGGAUUUGGUCACUCCUCACAUUUGCUCUGUUUCUCUCUCGACCCGAUUUUUGGUUCAUUCCAGAUUGCCCAAAACAAGACUGCGGACAUGCUCAUUGCUGCCGGAAACGCGGGAGGCUGAGGCGGGACGGAGUGCCGCUGGGGGAUGGGAUUUCUCGAGUCCUUUGUGGAUUCGAAUGCGAGAAGGUUCCUCAAACGUAAAGACAGCGACGCAGGCGAAGCAGGAAGAGCCCUGGAGGAGCUUAGGAGUUCUCUGCACAAUGAGCUUCGGACAUCUGACGGCGCCAAGCGCCAGCAGCAAAGGUUCUGUGGGCCGGUUGUUGCUAUGUCCUUCAACUUCCUUGUUUCAGUGGGCAUCAUACUCAUUAACAAAUCGGUGAUGGGAAAAGUCGGGUUCAACUUCCCGAUAUUCCUGACACUGAUUCACUAUGCCGUAGCUUGGGUGCUGAUGGCCGUGUUCAAGACGCUUUCGUUGCUUCCCGUGUCACCUCCAUCCAAAACGACGCCCUUCUCUUCGCUCUUCGCACUCGGGGUAGUGAUGUCAUUUGCCACUGGCCUUGCCAACACAAGCCUACAACACAACAGUGUUGGAUUUUAUCAAAUGGCCAAGAUCGCGGUGACCCCGACAAUUGUACUCUCAGAGUUCGUCCUCUUUAGGAAAACAAUUUCUUGUAAAAAGGUUUUGGCCCUUACCUUGGUCUCGCUCGGUGUGGCGGUUGCAACAGUCACAGAUUUGCAGUUCAAUUUCUUUGGGGCUUGCAUUGCUGCUAUUUGGAUAAUUCCGAGUGCCAUUAACAAGAUCCUCUGGUCCAAUUUACAACAGCAAGGCAACUGGACCGCAUUAUCGUUGAUGUGGAAAACUACUCCGAUAACAAUCUUCUUCCUGCUGCCUCUGAUGCCGUGGCUCGACCCACCUGGUGUCUUGUCCUUCAAAUGGGACCAGAGUAACACGAGUGCAGUCCUUAUUUCGGCUCUCCUUGGUUUUCUACUCCAAUGGUCCGGCGCAUUAGCUCUCGGGGCGACUUCCGCAACCUCCCAUGUCGUGUUGGGACAGUUCAAGACGUGCGUGAUACUCCUCGGGGGCUAUGUGUUUUUCAACUCGGACCCAGGAUUCGUGAGCAUCUGCGGGGUCCUCGCCGCUCUUUGUGGCAUGUCCAUCUAUACAUCACUUAACUUGCAGAAGUCGGGCGAGGUUACAGGCAAGCCGAUCCCCAAGCAAAGCCUGCUGGCAAAAGUGAAUGGGGAAGAAAGAAACGACAUGGAAGAGAAACUCCUCAACGCCGGGGUGUGAAAGUCACUGCAUAUCGAGAUUUCUCAUUUUCGUUUUUCUUCUUUUUCCCUCUAAAUUUGUCCAUUCUUUAUGCUUAUAUGGUAAGUUAGGCGUAGCACUACUGUCGGCAUUUAGUUGGAUAACUUAGCAGGUUCGAUCACAUAAAGUGAAGGACUCCUCAAAAUUCCAUAAUGCAUAUUUCUCGUGACCUAAGGAAUUCAGUUAGACUGCGAUGAUUCACAACA
This is a messenger RNA of Punica granatum (pomegranate), 1713 nucleotides long. NCBI's taxonomy places the organism in Eukaryota, Viridiplantae, Streptophyta, Magnoliopsida, Myrtales, Lythraceae. The record is from RefSeq and is a predicted model, not a curated record.